AUGUACAUGGAGCUCCAGGGACCCCGGGAGAAUGAGGAUUCUGAAGUGUCUCGGGAAGAUCCUGUAAUAUUACUCACAAAGGAUGAAGCAGCAAGAAUCAUUCAGAGGGCCUGGAGAUGUUUCAUUAAUGCUUCAAUAUUCCAACAUAUGAAAAGUCUGAUUGAUUUAAGAAGACAAGGAGAGCCACGUCAGAUAGUGAGAUUCAUUAAUCCUAAAGAGGCUGAACUUCUGGAUGCAGCUGCUGGCACCCAUGUGCGAUUCAGAUUAGGUGGGGUGAAAUUUCCACCUGUCAUAUACUAUAAAAUUUUUACUCACAGACACGUUGAAGACUUGUGUGCUAACAGCCCUAGAGAUUACACAAAACUUGUGGCAAAACACCUGUCUCACAACAAAAGUGAUAGAAUUCAGGACACGGAUCGGAGCGGCUGGUACCGGCGUGUAGAAAACAACGGUUGGAGGCCUGUCUCUGAUAGAUUUUGGUUAUCAACAGACAAUGAGAUCGUGGAAAGCCAAAAAGAAAUGGAAUUCCACUUUUCUAAGCUGAAGAGAAGGCAGGAUAUAGAAAAGAAAAGGAAGAUUAAAAAGAUAGAAUGGAUGAAGCAGAUGUACUACACAGGCACUCUGGCGGCCAAGACUUCUAGUUAUGAAACCGUAGAUUUAAUUCACACAGCCACUAAAGGAUUAAUAAGAACAAUUGAGGAGGGUGGGGUAGAUUCUGUGAUGGAGUGGGAGGUGGAUGAAGUGCUGAACUGGACUAACACACUCAACUUUGAUGAGUAUAUUGCCAAUUGGAAGCAAAUUGCUACCAGCAAUUCAUCAGCUAACUUCCAGGGUUUCCGUUUUGAUCAGAAAAAGAUCUAUGAAGAUAUUUCAGAGGCCCAAAGGAAAGCACCAUAUGAUGUUUAUGGAUAG
Molecule: messenger RNA, 912 nt
Organism: Perognathus longimembris pacificus (Pacific pocket mouse)
Lineage: Eukaryota; Metazoa; Chordata; Mammalia; Rodentia; Heteromyidae
Gene: C3H11orf65
Product: chromosome 3 C11orf65 homolog
Exons: 9
Coding region: 1-912 (303 amino acids)
Source: RefSeq, a predicted model, not a curated record